Messenger RNA from Manihot esculenta (cassava), 789 nucleotides. RefSeq lists its product as uncharacterized. The transcript is spliced from 2 exons. Bases 1 to 789 code for a protein of 262 amino acids. The record is from RefSeq and is a predicted model, not a curated record. Gene Ontology annotation, molecular function: RNA-DNA hybrid ribonuclease activity; nucleic acid binding. Lineage: Eukaryota; Viridiplantae; Streptophyta; Magnoliopsida; Malpighiales; Euphorbiaceae.
AUGCGUGGUGCUGGAAGUUUGCGUCCAAGGGUCACUAUUCUGUUAAGAGUGCUUACAGAUUUCUGGUUGCUGGGUUUCGACAUAGGGAAGUCCAGGAGAGUUCCGGUUGAUUCGAUCUGUCCGUUGUGUCAUGAGGCUCCUGAGACUAUCCUACAUAUUCUUGUUCAGUGUCCUUUUGCCCGCAGUUGCUGGUUGAGUUCGCCUAUGGGUUGGCCUGCAUUCUCCGCUGCCUCUCUUAUGGAGUGGUUCUCUUUAGCCUUCCUUACUGCUUCUGCGGAGAAUGCUUCCCUUAUUCUAAUGAUAUGUUGGGCUUUGAGGCAUAACAGAAAUAAUGUUGUUUGGAAAGCUCAGGGUCGAACUGCGAGUGGUGUGUUCUUCAUGGCACUGAAUUUUUUGCAGCAAUGGAGGGGGGCCUGUUCUGAUUCUACCAGCUGCACCAAUGUUGUAUCGGCUUUGACUGUUUGGUCUCCUCCACCGCAGGGUUGGAUUAAGGUUAAUAUUGACGCCUCUUUAAACUCGCAACGAAGUUCGCUAGGCUUUGGCUGUGUAGUCCGAGAUGCUAAUGGUAGAUUUAUAGCAGCUAAAGCAGGCUGUUUUUGCAGUCAGAUGAAGGUUAAGUGUGCUGAGGCAGUGGCUUUUCGAGAGGCAGUGGCUUUUCGAGAGGCAUUGAGCUGGAUUAAAGAGUGCGGAUGGGAUCGAGUUCUUUUCGAAUCGGAUGCUCAGGUUCUUAUUGUGUCCAUUAACAAUGCUUCAUUAGAUGAUUUAUCACCUUUUGGUCUUUUGGUUUAA